This is a messenger RNA of Nomascus leucogenys (northern white-cheeked gibbon), 2674 nucleotides long. RefSeq names its product fizzy and cell division cycle 20 related 1 (gene FZR1). The record is from RefSeq and is a predicted model, not a curated record. Gene Ontology annotation, molecular function: ubiquitin ligase activator activity; anaphase-promoting complex binding; protein binding. Lineage: Eukaryota; Metazoa; Chordata; Mammalia; Primates; Hylobatidae. Gene Ontology annotation, biological process: positive regulation of anaphase-promoting complex-dependent catabolic process; positive regulation of ubiquitin protein ligase activity; anaphase-promoting complex-dependent catabolic process. Gene Ontology annotation, cellular component: anaphase-promoting complex.
GGGCGUGGUCGAGUUGCGGGGGUGCGCGCGGCCGGCCGCGCGCGCGCCGCGGAGGGAGGGAGCCGGGAGGCAGCGGAGGAGCGACCGCCGCCAUAUUGGGGACCGCGGAGCCCGGGAUCCCGUCAGCGGCGGCCGCGGCCGGGCCUGCGGGAGCUGCGGAGGCCGGAGGCGGGCGCUGUGCGGUGCCAGGAGAGGCGGGGUCGGCGGGAGCCAGCGAGCGACGGCAGCGAGCCAGGCUAACCUUGCUGCAGGCCGAGCCCUGCCUCGCCAUGGACCAGGACUAUGAGCGGCGCCUGCUUCGCCAGAUCGUCAUCCAGAAUGAGAACACGAUGCCACGCGUCACAGAGAUGCGGCGGACCCUGACACCUGCCAGCUCCCCAGUGUCCUCGCCCAGCAAGCAUGGAGACCGCUUCAUCCCCUCUAGAGCCGGAGCCAACUGGAGUGUGAACUUCCACAGGAUCAACGAGAAUGAGAAGUCUCCCAGUCAGAACCGGAAAGCCAAGGACGCCACCUCAGACAACGGCAAAGACGGCCUGGCCUACUCCGCCCUGCUCAAGAAUGAGCUGCUGGGCGCCGGCAUCGAGAAGGUGCAGGACCCGCAGACUGAGGACCGCAGGCUGCAACCUUCCACACCUGAGAAGAAGGGUCUGUUCACGUAUUCUCUCAGCACCAAGCGCUCCAGCCCCGAUGAUGGCAACGACGUGUCUCCCUACUCCCUGUCUCCCGUCAGCAACAAGAGCCAGAAGCUGCUCCGGUCCCCACGGAAACCCACCCGCAAGAUCUCCAAGAUCCCCUUCAAGGUGCUGGACGCGCCCGAGCUGCAGGACGACUUCUACCUCAAUCUGGUGGACUGGUCGUCCCUCAACGUGCUCAGCGUGGGGCUGGGCACCUGCGUGUACCUGUGGAGCGCGUGUACCAGCCAGGUGACGCGGCUCUGUGACCUCUCGGUGGAAGGGGACUCAGUGACCUCCGUGGGCUGGUCUGAGCGGGGGAACCUGGUGGCGGUGGGCACACACAAGGGCUUUGUGCAGAUCUGGGAUGCGGCCGCAGGGAAGAAGCUGUCCAUGUUGGAGGGCCACACGGCACGCGUCGGGGCACUGGCCUGGAACGCUGAGCAGCUAUCGUCCGGGAGCCGCGACCGCAUGAUCCUGCAGAGGGACAUCCGCACCCCGCCACUGCAGUCGGAGCGGCGGCUGCAGGGCCACCGGCAGGAGGUGUGCGGGCUCAAGUGGUCCACGGACCACCAGCUCCUCGCCUCAGGGGGCAACGACAACAAGCUGCUGGUCUGGAAUCACUCGAGCCUGAGCCCCGUGCAGCAGUACACGGAGCACCUGGCGGCCGUGAAGGCCAUCGCCUGGUCCCCGCAUCAGCACGGGCUGCUGGCCUCAGGGGGCGGCACAGCCGACCGCUGUAUCCGCUUCUGGAACACGCUGACAGGACAACCGCUGCAGUGUAUCGACACAGGCUCCCAAGUGUGCAAUCUGGCCUGGUCCAAGCACGCCAACGAGCUGGUGAGCACGCAUGGCUACUCACAGAACCAGAUCCUUGUCUGGAAGUACCCCUCCCUGACCCAGGUGGCCAAGCUGACCGGGCACUCCUACCGCGUGCUGUACCUGGCAAUGUCCCCUGAUGGGGAGGCCAUCGUCACUGGUGCUGGAGACGAGACCCUGAGGUUCUGGAACGUCUUUAGCAAAACCCGUUCGACAAAGGUAAAGUGGGAGUCUGUGUCUGUGCUCAACCUCUUCACCAGGAUCCGGUAAACCUGCCGGGCAGGACCACACUACGCCAGCCGUCCAGAGUCGGAGGACCCCAGCUCCUCAGCUUGCAUGGCCCAGCGCUUGUCCCCCGAGGAAGGCGGCCGGGCGGGCGGGGAGCUGGGCCCGAGGAUCCUGGAGUCUCAUUAAAUGCCUGAUUGUGAACCAUGUCCACCAGUAUCUGGGGUGGGCACGUGGUCGGGGACCCUCAGCAUCAGGGGCUCUGUCUCCCUUCCCAAAGGGCAAGAACCACAUUGGACGGUUCCAGCUCAGACCGUCUGUACUCAGAGUGACGGACGCCCCCUGGGACCCUCACUGCCUCCGUCUGUUCAUCACCUGCCCACCGGAGCCGCUUGCUCUUCUUGGAACUGCCCACGUCUGCACGGAAGAGACCACCAGACGCCAGGGCUGAUUGGAGGGGGCCUGAGACCCCCGGUUGCCCGUUCAUGGCUGCAGCCCCACUGUGUCAAACCCAAGACCAUCCCCAAGGCCAGACCAAGGCGUGUAGGCCUGGGCAGGUGGCUCGGGGCCACUGGCGGAGCCGGCCUGUGGAUCCAGGAGACAGUCCCUGCCUGGGCUUCAUGGCGUCCUUGCAGCCACCUCUGCUGUCACUGCUCGAAGCAGGAGUCUCUCUGGAAGCAUCUGUGUCAUGGCCAUCACCCAGCAGUCAGUGGGCUUCAGACGUUCCUGUGCAUCCUGGCCAAGCGUCGCCCUCACACCGGAGGAGGACGUCUGCUCUGGACUCGUCACCCCAGGAGAACUGAACCCGGACCUGCUCACUGCCCUGGCUGGAGGGGAGCACAACAGAUGCCAUGUCUUCGUGCAUUCGCCAACACCUGCCCUCACAGGGCCAGCGUCCUCCUUCCCUGUGCAAGACUUGCGUCCCCUGUGCCUGCUGGGUGGCUGGGUCCUGUGGAGGC